GCAAAGCAUUUGGGUGUGUUUUUUGUGUUGUCGCUGUGUUGCUGUGCUGUCAUCGUCACGACCACUGCAAAGAUUGAAAGUGUAUUGAAGAAAAGCAAAAAGCUACUCGCGUUUAUAGAAGUACAUGCAUAUGCACAUACACAAAUGUGAAUAAAAAGCCAGCCACUCAAAAAAUUGGCAAUUUUUCAAGAAAUUAAAUAAAAACAAUAACAAAUGCUCAAUAGUCGAAAAGUAGCUGUGUGCCGCGCUUUGUUGACAUUGAAAUUGUGUUGAAACGUGGUUGAAGCAAAAAUUUUAUGAAUUUUAAUAUAAGAAGUUGUGUAAUCGCAGCAAUAGCAGCAACUAUAGUAAACUGAUUGGCUUUUAAUUAAGAGGUGAAACGAAAAAAGUGAAAUAAUUUUUUAGAUAGUGAAAAAUAGUGAGCAAAAUCAACAUUAUUCCAUACCAACACACACACACACAGUCCAGCCGCACACGGAUAGAGGAAGGCAGAAACGAGUAAUUGAGCAACCAAUUGAAUCAGAUAGCCAGAGUGGAGGUCCCCCACCACCCGCAGUAACGCUGCAGACACGUCAACUCCAACACAUCCACCAACAACGCGAAAAACUGGUAAACCAAGCAGAAAAUUCUGAGAAUUCAGCUUGCAAAAACGGCACUCGUGCUACAACAACAAAAAUUGCUAAGAUAACCACAUAAUCAACUAGCAGAGUAAAGCAUUCGCCACACCAAUCUUAAAGCACAGCUACAAUACAAGUUUUUUCCGCCAUCCCAUCGCACUAUGCAGGCCAUCAAGUGCGUCGUCGUCGGCGAUGGUGCCGUGGGUAAGACUUGCCUACUCAUUAGUUAUACCACAAAUGCCUUCCCUGGCGAGUAUAUACCCACCGUCUUCGAUAAUUACUCCGCCAAUGUGAUGGUCGAUGCGAAACCCAUUAACCUGGGUCUUUGGGAUACAGCCGGACAAGAGGAUUACGAUCGUUUGCGCCCACUCUCCUACCCGCAGACUGAUGUUUUUCUCAUAUGCUUUUCACUUGUGAAUCCGGCCUCUUUUGAGAAUGUGCGCGCCAAAUGGUAUCCAGAAGUUCGUCAUCACUGCCCCAAUGUACCGAUCAUUUUGGUUGGCACGAAAUUAGAUUUGCGCGAUGAUAAGGCUACUAUUGAAAAGCUGAAGGAGAAGAAACUCACACCCAUCACCUACCCACAGGGCUUGGCUAUGGCCAAAGAAAUUGGUGCUGUCAAAUAUCUGGAGUGUUCGGCGCUGACGCAAAAGGGUUUGAAAACGGUCUUCGACGAGGCCAUACGUUCAGUGUUGUGCCCGGUGAUGCGCGUCAAGCGACCACGCAAAUGUUCGUUGUUGUAAGUCGAUGCCCAGCUGUUCACCGUUCCAAAUGUAAGAUGAAAUGGAGAAAUAAACAAAGCCACGUUGAAGGAUUAAAAGAAGACAAAGUGAAUUUCUUCACGAACUCAAAAGAAAGAAAGAAAGAAAAUAAGUUAAGCAUAAAUUGUUAAAUUAUUUCAUGUAAAAGUGUAUGCACGAAUACGAAUGCAUAUGUAUGUAUGUACAUGUGUUAUUUGUCAGCAGGUAGAUGAGGCAAAUGAAAAAUCGAGAAAGUGGAAAAUCAGCGGAAUAAUAAUUGUUUUGAAUAACUAAUAAAUGCACUUUUUGUUAUUGUAAAUACAUA
Messenger RNA from Anastrepha obliqua, 1679 nucleotides. It is a transcript of the gene Rac2, whose product is annotated as ras-related protein Rac1. NCBI's taxonomy places the organism in Eukaryota, Metazoa, Arthropoda, Insecta, Diptera, Tephritidae. Gene Ontology annotation, biological process: establishment or maintenance of cell polarity; actin filament organization; regulation of actin cytoskeleton organization. Gene Ontology annotation, cellular component: cytoplasmic vesicle; cell projection; cytoskeleton. The coding region runs from base 779 to 1357 and encodes 192 amino acids. The transcript has a single exon. Gene Ontology annotation, molecular function: GTPase activity; GTP binding; protein kinase binding. The record is from RefSeq and is a predicted model, not a curated record.